AUGAAGCCUAUGGGCAAGUCUCUGAGCGUGAUCUGCAGCGCCCUUCAGUGGCUCAAGGACGCCGAGGCCAAGGACGUGGACGGGAAGUCGGACGGCGGAGGCUCCCCCGCCGGAGGAGGCGGGGGGUACGGGACAGAAAGCGCUUCCCGUGGGCGCGGGGAGAAGGACGAUGACGACGACGGGGCGAGCGCGAUGCCGAGCUGGCUCAGGGACAUGACUCGGCAAAAGUCCGACAACGAGAAGGGAGCGAGAGCGAAGCGCGUGCGAGAGCGGCGGCGGGACCUAGACGAGCGCCUUGCUGCCGUCCGGAAAGAAGACGAGCAUCGCAAGAACAACAACAAGGUGCGCGGCGUGCAUCGCCCAAGCGGUGGCCGUGGCGGGGGCGGGGGCGGCGGCGGCGGGAGGCAUUGGUCCUCGUCAUCCUUCGCUCUUGGCGGCAGCGACAGGGGAGGGGCUGGCAGGAAACGUCCCCGCCCGAAAAUCUCCGCCUCCUCGUCGAAACACCCGCCCAAGACAGAGAACCAGACUCGUGGGGAUGGGGUUGGUUGUGCUGCGGAUGACGGCGACGGGAAACGUUCGGCGGAGGAGGGAGUGGACGACGAAUAUUUGGUCGCUGAGUACGAUAGCGGGAAGGAGGGCGGUGAUGGCGGUAAGGGUGGGGGAAGGGGAUUCCGUGAAUCUUCGGAUGAAGAGGAGGAGGCCGGAGAAGGGCGGGGGGCGGAGGAGGAGGAGGAGUGGGAGGACCUGGGGCUUCGGCAGAUUCUGUACGUCUCCAGGACACACUCUCAAACCAGCCAGUUCGUCAACGAGGUGAAAAAGACCGCGUUCGCGAAGGGGGUGCGUUGCGCCUCCCUGGGCAGCCGGCGCACCCUCUGCGGCAACGAGCGAGUGUCCUCCCUUAAGACCGAUGGGAAAAUGCGAGACGCCUGCCUGGAGCUGCAGAAGAACAAGAAGAGCAGUAGCAAGAAGACGAACAAGGGGGAUGAGGGGAAAGGAGGUAAGCACGGAGCGAAGAAAAGUAAGAAGAAGCAGAAGGCGAAGACUGAGCCCUUGACGGAGGCAAAAAGGAAGCAGAAGCACGGCGCCGGUGGACUAGGCACACGGAAGAGCGAGGGCGAGGAGGGAGAGGAGGAGGAGGAGGACGACGACGAUGAAGACGAGGGGACGACUGACGGGUGUCCCCUGCUGGCCGCGGACGGACAGAGGGAGUUCCCCUACCGCGCGCUGGCGUCCGUGCGCGACAUCGAGGAGCUGGCGGCACUGGGCAAGGAGGAGGGCACGUGCGCUUACUACGGCGCUCGCAAGGCUGCCUCGCUGGCCCAGCUGGUGGUGAUGCCCUACGCCGCGCUGCUCUCCCGAGAGGCUCGCGCCGCCAUGGGCGUGAGGCUGGAGGGGGCUGUGGUGGUGGUGGAUGAGGCCCACAACAUCGUAGAAGCGAUCAACUCGGUGCACAGCAAGAAGGUCGUGCUAUCGGAGGCGCGCAGCGAGAUGAAGGAUGUGCUGCAGGAGGUGACGCUGCACAGGGGGUCCGAAAGGGUGGCGCGCGCGCACUCCCAACUGUCGCAGUACGAGGUCAAGUACGGUACCCGGCUCAAGGGCUCGAACGCGUUUUACGUCGGCAACAUCCUCAGGCUCCUGCGGGCCGUCCUCAAGUUCCUCACCAAGGGCAAGGAGAAGCUCCAGGCUGCUCGCGCCGAAAACGCCAAGACCACAGCGGCGGCAGCAGCCUCCAAAGGAAAUACCGGGGUGCAAGGCCCGAGGGGGGGCGGCGCUGGUGCUGGUGCUGCCGGCGGCGAGGCCGAGGAGGCGGGGGUCCGAUCGGAGAUGUUGGAGGUCAACGACUUCUUGUUCCGGGCGGGCCUGGACAACGUGAACCUCUUCAAGCUGCAGCGAUAUAUGCGGCGGAGCGAGAUCUCAAGGAAGGUGUGCGUGGGGUCGUCGAGAUACGGUCCAGAAGAAAAGGAGACAGGCGGCCGUCCCUUUCGCGUGUGA
Ectocarpus sp. CCAP 1310/34 is the source of this 1992-nucleotide messenger RNA. The record is from the annotation of a GenBank genome assembly. NCBI's taxonomy places the organism in Eukaryota, Phaeophyceae, Ectocarpales, Ectocarpaceae.